This is a messenger RNA of Cladophialophora carrionii CBS 160.54, 1341 nucleotides long. RefSeq lists its product as uncharacterized. NCBI's taxonomy places the organism in Eukaryota, Fungi, Ascomycota, Eurotiomycetes, Chaetothyriales, Herpotrichiellaceae. Gene Ontology annotation, molecular function: iron ion binding; monooxygenase activity; oxidoreductase activity, acting on paired donors, with incorporation or reduction of molecular oxygen. The record is from RefSeq and is a predicted model, not a curated record. The coding region runs from base 1 to 1341 and encodes 446 amino acids. The transcript is spliced from 5 exons.
AUGGAGCUCUUCCUGUUCCACUUUCGACAGACGGGGAAUACCCUUGAACAGGUAUUCCUCGGAACCAAGGCUUUUGGCACCAUCGAGCCUGUAAACAUGGAAGCGAUACUGAACACCAACUUCAAGGGGAACCGUCCAGAUUACGGUAUGGGGCUAAGGAGGGAAAUCACUUUUCCUAUGUUUGGAGACGGCAUCUUCACCCAGGAAGGAGCGUCAUGGAAGCAUUCACGAGAAUUGCUAAGACCACAGUUCGUCUAUCAGCACUAUGAGAACCUGGCCGUGUUCCGUGAUGCUGUUGAAGAUCUUCUUACUGCCAUCCCAGGCAGUGGAGGAGUCGUGGAUUUGCAACCAUUGUUCUUCCGCCUCACCCUUGACACGACAACUGCAUUCCUCUUUGGUGAAUCCGUCCAAAGUCUGCGAGCGCCCGCAUCAGCCGGAGAGCAGACCUUUUCGGACGCUUUCAAUACUGCUCAGGGAUAUGUGGCCAAAAGAUUCCGGCUUAUGAAUAUCUAUUGGUUGGUUGGCGGUGUCAAAUUUAAGAAAGCCUGCCGCGAUGUCCACAGAUUUGCGGACCAAAUCAUUGAACGGAAUCUGUCUGGGGAUAGAUACAAAAAGGAAGAAGACGGCUCUUCUACUUUCCUGGACACGUUAGCGAAGAGUGUGCCGGACCGAAGUGCUCUUCGAAGCCAGAUUAUCAAUCUCCUCGUUGCCGGUCGUGACACCACUGCUUGUCUCCUGGCAUGGUCUUUUUUUACACUAGUUAGAUAUCCGCAUGUCCUUGCCAGAUUGCGAGCAGAAGUCAGCGCAGCCUGCGAAGGUAAGUCGGAAUUGAGGCGCGACGACCUCAACAGCAUGAAGUAUUUGCAAAAUGUUAUCAAAGAAACGCUUCGUCUAUACCCGUCUGUGCCGGUCAACUCUCGAGCAGCCGUCAAAACGACCAUCCUCCCGACGGGCGGUGGCCCUCAGGGAAAGUCGCCAGUUUUGAUCCCUGAAGGCUCCUCUGUUGCGUAUAGCGUAUACUCGAUGCACCGAAGAGUCGACCUGUACGGGCUAGACGCUGAGCUCUUCCGCCCGGAAAGGUGGGACGAGGACAUGCCGUUAUACAGAGAUGCUACGAGCGCAAAAUGGGGCUAUCUUCCCUUCAAUGGGGGACCAAGGAUGUGCCUUGGAAUGGACUUUGCGGUGACCGAGGCCGCCUAUACGAUUGUUCGACUCAUCCAAAGAUUUCCGAUCAUCCAACUACCCCCCGGUGAGAUCGUAGAGCCCACUGGUGUCGAGAAGCAGACAAUGACACUGGUGAUGUUCAGUGCUCAGGGCUGCAAGGUUGAAUUACGCUGCUGA